Messenger RNA from Aedes albopictus (Asian tiger mosquito), 1846 nucleotides. RefSeq names its product zinc finger protein 836. Gene Ontology annotation, molecular function: zinc ion binding. The record is from RefSeq and is a predicted model, not a curated record. Gene Ontology annotation, cellular component: nucleus. Lineage: Eukaryota; Metazoa; Arthropoda; Insecta; Diptera; Culicidae. Bases 101 to 1759 code for a protein of 552 amino acids. The transcript is spliced from 3 exons.
UGCAAACCGUGUUGUGCUCUGAAACGGAACUCAAAAUCCUCAAAAUUGUUCUCGUAAAUAGUGAUUAUUUUUUCGGAGUUUUUGCUCAAACUGCCCAUAAAUGGAAGAUAUAGACGUGGAGAAAAUAUGCCGUUUGUGUUGUGAGAAAAAGGGCCGUUUGAGGUCUUUAUUCGAAGGGCCUCAAAAAUAUGCCCGAACUUUACCGGACAUCAUCUGCGAUAUCUCGCGGCUGCAGGUGGAACGCAAUGAUGGUCUGCCGCAGAUGAUUUGCCGAGUCUGCUCAACCGCACUGGUAAAAAUGUACGACACAAUCGAGAGCUAUCGCAACAACGACCUGAGGCUUCGUCAGAUGCUGAGCAUGGUACCGCCGGUUGAAAUUAAGGAGGAAGAAGUGGACGUCGAUCUGCUGGAAAAUGCGUUUGUACAGGAGCUACAAAUCGAACAUGUGCCCAUGAAGGAAGAAGAUAUGAAUGAAGAAUAUCUGGAAUCAGAUUUGCCGUCACGCGAUACUAGCCAAAUUACAGAACAACUGGAAGGCGAAGUGCUUUUCAAGCGGGAAGAUUCUGACGAUGAUAGCGAAGAUGUACCCCAAAAAGAUGACGAGGAAUGGGAACCACAGGACAUACCUGGCAAGGAUGAUAAAAAGCCUCUCGUAGGGAAGAGUCGCAAGCGAAAAAAACAAAUAGACGAAACGAUAAAGUCAUCAGGUCGUCGUCACAGGAAAGCGAAGUGCCCUGACCGUCCACGGAAGAACGACUUCAAAUGCUACAUCUGCAUGAGUGAUUCCCACGGAACUCCCGAAGCCCUAUUGGCACAUUUAAAUGGUACGCACCAAGAUCUGUUGCCUUUCACGUGUCCGGAAUGUGUUAUGGAAACGAUUGUAAUUAAUACCUUACUAGCAUUGAAUAGUCACAAAAAGCAACAUUUGAAUCCGGAAAAAUGUCCGCUUUGCGAUAAGCGGUACACUCAUAAAAAUAACCUGGAGAUGCACAUCCAAAUGCACCACUCAGCUGACAACUCAGACAACUCCCUAACUUGCACUCAUUGCGGAGAAAUUUAUCCUACAAAGUCAGCCCUGUACCAUCACACAAAAAUACAUACAACCGCUGCAAGCUGUGAAAUUUGCGGGAAAAUCUUUAAGGAACGAAGCAAACUCAAAAGGCACAUUCAGAACAAACACGAAAAGCUCAGGAAGUACGAGUGUCACAUCUGCCAGAAGAAGCUCUCUUCGAUGGACAGUGUUCAAAUUCACAUCAAAACGUUCCACUCGGCCAAGACACUCAAGUGCAGCUUUUGCCCGAAGACGUUCGGCUCGGAGUUGGUUCACCGUGCCCACGAAAAGAGGCAUCUUGAUCAUCCGGAUUUGGAACCGAAAAACGAUUGGAAGGAAUACUACACCAUCGUUGAUAAGGCUACCAAACAAAGAAAAUGCAAUCUCUGUGGGAUGGUCACAACGGCGAUUGGAUCCCAUCUGGCCAGAGUGCACUUCCCAACCGAAUAUCGAUGCAAAGUUUGCGAUCAGGCGUUCAAAAGCAAACAAACCUGUGAAGUGCACGAGCUGGCGCACGAGUACGGUAAGGCGUUCCAUUGUCCAAUUUGUGCGCGGGAAUUUUCCGAGAGGAAACUCUUGAUUUGCCAUCUCCGUACCAAGCAGCAUCAAGAUCAUCCACUUGCGCUGGAAAUGCUUGGUACGGUCCGGACCAAACGAGGGGAAAAGAACGAUGGCGACGUCGAUGUGGAUGAUGCCCAGAGCCAGUAGUUUAGCUCAGGUAAGUUGAAGGACUUUUCAUUACGUUAGAAUGUACAUGCUUCACGUUCAAUAAAUUGUAUCUGUUAUGGUUGAUUA